CCAACACCACCGCAAUAGUUUUCCCGCAUGACACUUUUCAUGCCCGCGAUAUCUGGCAUAUAAUUGAUUUCACUGAGUCUUUGCCAGCAACACCACUCCGAACAAGCCAUCGACGCGUCGCAUACCCCUCGAGACUUGUGGUGGGCACUUGCGAAAGGCCUCAGACUGCGGUCGCGACUGCAUCGUCGUUUGAAGACUACCGACCGCAUGACGCCAAAACAACAAUAACAACAGCCCGUUUGCGCGUCCCAGGAGAAAGAAACCUUCCGUCAAUUUCUUCUCUCGGUUACGGAUCUUCUCCCCUACCACGAUGGCUGACCAAGAGGAAGACUUCUCACAACUGCCGUUGGUCGAUAGAUUCGUGCACAAGAAUUGGAAGGCCCGCAAGGGAGGAUAUGAGGCCGCCGCCAAAGUGUUUGAACUCUCGCCCGACGAGUCGGACCCCGCCUUUCGACCAUUUUUACAAGACCCGGGUCUCUGGAAGUCGGCUGCUGGCGAUUCCAAUGUUGCUGCACAGCAAGAAGGGCUGGCUGCAUUGUGCGCAUUUCUCAAAUAUGGUGGUCAACAGGCUGCCAUCAAAUCCCGGAACUACACACUGCAGCCCCUCUACGAGAAGGGAUUGUCUUCAACGAGACCUCAAGCUAAAGCCAGUGCUCUAGAGGCUAUACUGCUCUAUAUCGAGCUUGACAAAUCCGACCCAGUGAUCGAAGAACUGUUGCCUGCCCUCUCUCACAAGCAACCCAAGAUCAUCGCAGCGACACUUAAUGCAAUCACCUCUAUUUUCCACAACUUCGGUGUUAAGAUCGUCGAACCCAAAGCUGUCCUAAAGGCUUUACCCAAGGUCUUCGGUCACGCGGAUAAGAAUGUCAGAGCCGAAGCGCAAAAUCUCGCCGUCGAAUUGUAUAGAUGGCUCAAGGAGGCGAUCAAGGUCAUAUUCUGGAGCGAACUGAAGCCAGUACAGCAACAAGACCUGGAAAAGCUGUUUGAGAAAGUGAAAGAAGAGCCGCCGCCCAAGCAGGAACGCCUAACGAGAUCACAGCAAGCCGCAUUAGCAACAGCGCCUCCAGCAGCCAGCGGUGCGGACGAUGAAUACGGGGAAGCGGCUGAAGAGGGAGAAGAGGAAGCCGAAAUGAAUGCCUUUGACUUUGCCGAACCCGUUGAGGUCUAUUCGAAGAUCCCCUCAGAUUUCCACGAAAUGGUCGGCUCGACAAAGUGGAAAGAACGCAAAGAUGCUCUUGAUGCACUCUUCAACAUUCUGAACCACCCCAAGAUAAAAGAGGCACCAUUCGACGAUGUAGUUCGUGUCUUCGCAAAGUGUAUGAAGGACGCCAAUAUUGCUGUGGUGACAGUGGCCGCCAACUGCGUUGAGAAGUUGGCAUUGGGUCUUAGGAAGCCCUUUGCCAAAUACAGAUCUACAAUCAUGUCGCCAAUGAUGGAGAGGUUCAAAGAAAAGAAGCAGUCCGUUGCGGACGCUCUAGGAGCUGCACUGGACGCCGUUUUUGCUGCAACAUCUCUCAGCGAAUGCCUCGAGGAGACUUUGGGCUUCUUGCCCAACAAAAACCCCAAUGUCAAGGCGGAAACAAUAAAAUUCCUUGUCAGAUGCCUGCGGACUACCCGAGACGUGCCUUCCAAAGAGGAGCAAAAACGCAUCGCCGACGCAGCUACGAAGCUCUUGACCGAGUCAACCGAAAAUAUCAGAUCCGGCGGUGCUGAAAUUCUGGGGACACUCAUGAAAAUCAUUGGUGAGCGUGCAAUGAACCCUUAUCUAGAUGGAUUGGACGACAUUCGAAAAUCUAAGAUUAAGGAGUACUUCGAUGCUGCCGAAGUCAAAGCGAAAGAGAAGCCAAAGCCUGCUCCAGCUCCCGCUAAAGCGACCUCUGCCGUUGGCAGGAAAGUUGUGGGAGGUUCGAAGAAACCUGCACCCGGGGCAAAGAAGCCAGCACCAGUAGCCACACCUGCUCCCGUCGAGGAACCCACGCCUCUACAACCCAAAUCUACAGGGAAAGCUCUUCCCAAACCAGGCGGACUGGCUCGACCGGGCCUAGCGCAGCCCGCUGGUCUGAAGCUCGGCGGGCUCAAGAAACCUGCCCCUGGCGGUCUUUCGGUGGGUGUUGGAAGCCCCCAGCGGCGAGUCAUCUCACCACCAGCGAGCACAGACGGCGACGAAGAGGCAGCAGUAGUAGUGCCGUCUCCAUCUAAGUUUGGCAUGGGUCGAGGCGGACUUGCUGGCCGACCUUUGUCUAGACCGGCUGUCGCUGCUCCACUAUCGCCUCCAUCGACAGCACCACCAUCAAAUGCGCUUUCGGUGGUGGAGCGAGCAGAGCUGGAGGAAUUACGCGCGGAGAAAGAACGACUCACAGCCUUGACCGACAGUCUUCGAAGCAGCAAUGCCAAACUCACCGCAGAAAUAUCAGAGCUUCAGAACCAGAAUGCACAGCUGAUCGAAGAUCAUACACGCGAUGUUCUGCAGAUAAAAGCCAAGGAGACACAACUAGUCCGGGCGAGAGGUGAAUGCGAUGUCUUGAAAGCAGAGGUCGAGAGUGUUAGGAAAGAAAGCGAGCGUUACAAGCGAGAAGUGUCGCGACUCGGGCGUGAGAGUAUUGGUCGAGAACGAGAGGAUAUGAUUCGUGGCCGAGCAUUGGAUGAAACCUCGACCUUUGGCAGUGAAGGUGGAGCAGGGGGCAUAUACGAAGACCCUUCCUUGAGCAGUCGAUACCCUACGAACGGAAAUGUUCAUGCAUCGCGGCCUACCAGCACAGCAUUGCAUCGCACCGGAAGCUCAGCAAGCACGCAGAGUGGACGGGCACAAUCGCAGGCCAGCAGCGCAAAACCCAGACCGCAGAGCGGAUACACGUCCCAUGGUAAUCGGCUCGACCUCAGUCCUAGUGAGGAGAAAGAAAACAAUGGGCUCGGGAUUGACCCUCUAGGUGCAACGAGGAGAAAAAUCAGUCCGCCUAUGGCAUCUAAUGGGGCUAGUGGGAGGACUAGUCCACAGCGAUCUGGACAUACACCUGCAUACUCCAUGAGCAGAGAGGCUAGUGACUCUGGUCUGUCUGCAGGAGCAGGACCUAGGGAGUCAGGGAGCAGGCCGGAAGAGAAUUGGAAGCGGGCGGCAGAAGUGACGAGCCAGUUGAAAGCGAGGAUUGAAGCAAUGAAGGCACGGCAGGGCUUGUCGCGGCAUUAAUCGGAGCUAUCAUGGGUAACGGAAAGCGAUUCGACUUAGCUGAUUAGGAGCACUGUACCGAUGAUGGAGCAAGCGAGCAAUUCUGUUACUUAUUUUCCUUGGGACUUUUUGGGGUGUCAUACUGUGCUCAAGACAGGGCAUGGCACACACGUGGCGGAGGAGACUUUGGAAAGUUGGUUUGUUUAAUGUACAGUGCGCAGUUCAUCACUCACUGCCUUCGUCGGACGGCCGCGUAUUCUUUGUGGUCUUGUCCCUGGCAUCGACGACCAAAGGGUUCGUUCAGUUGUUUCCACUGGAGCUUUCCAAAUUGGGAGGAGUUGGAGAUAGAGUCGAUUGGCGUUGUAAUGGACCUUUCCCAGGAACGGCCGAGCCAAGUUAGAAUCAAUUGAUACCCAGGGAGACUGUGCCCUCAGACUUUGACAUG
This is a messenger RNA of Cladophialophora immunda, 3608 nucleotides long. RefSeq lists its product as uncharacterized. Lineage: Eukaryota; Fungi; Ascomycota; Eurotiomycetes; Chaetothyriales; Herpotrichiellaceae. Gene Ontology annotation, molecular function: microtubule plus end polymerase activity; microtubule plus-end binding. The transcript is spliced from 3 exons. Gene Ontology annotation, cellular component: microtubule plus-end; centrosome; spindle pole body. Gene Ontology annotation, biological process: mitotic spindle organization; microtubule polymerization; establishment or maintenance of microtubule cytoskeleton polarity. The record is from RefSeq and is a predicted model, not a curated record. The coding region runs from base 311 to 3184 and encodes 957 amino acids.